ACCAGUGAAUGUACCUUAGGUAGCCGUGAGGCCGUCGAUCAGCUGAGGAAGAAGGCCGUCGAGUCCAACUUUAAAAAGACAUGGCUGCUGUUAUUGCCCGCUCCCUGCCCCACACUGCCCGCCGGGGUGUCCAGCUCACCACCGUCAGGUUUGCCAAGAUGAUGGCCGACCCAUUUGAGCAUGCAACUGGACUUGAGAAAAAGGAGCUGAUGGCUAAGGCUGCAGGAAAUGAUAAUCCCUUCGACAUGAGAGUGUAUAAGCGUGUCAGCGGUGAUCAGAACAGUCCAACGGUUGUUCCAUCAUUCUGCGAGAGACGACUGGUUGGUUGCAUCUGUGAAGAGGAUGCUACGUGCAUCAACUGGAUGUGGCUAGACAAAGGCGAAAAGAAGCGAUGCGAGUGUGGCUAUUGGUUCCAACUUGUUGAUGCUAAGCCCAUGGUUUAAAAUUGUAGGAAUUGCUGUAAAUUGUUCGGAGUCUGUAUAAUGUAUGUGUGGAAUGCUCUUAAUUAAGCAUAUUGAUACAUGUUGCAGUUCAAUACCAUUCCCAUCCACGAAAUACUUUUCUUGUAUAUAAACUGAACUUUUAUGGUAAUUUCCUGUAGGCAUGAUUGCUACAACAUUGAUUGCAAUUUUUCAGUUAAUUACUGUAAGCCUUUAUUCUCUCGGGAAUAUUGUACAGUAUUUAUAAAUGUAGAAAAAAUAAAUCCAUUUAAUUAA
Messenger RNA from Procambarus clarkii (red swamp crayfish), 716 nucleotides. Its product is annotated as cytochrome c oxidase subunit 5B, mitochondrial. Lineage: Eukaryota; Metazoa; Arthropoda; Malacostraca; Decapoda; Cambaridae. The record is from RefSeq and is a predicted model, not a curated record. Gene Ontology annotation, cellular component: mitochondrial envelope. Gene Ontology annotation, biological process: mitochondrial electron transport, cytochrome c to oxygen.